Ochotona princeps (American pika) is the source of this 1364-nucleotide messenger RNA. It is a transcript of the gene SPEF1, whose product is annotated as sperm flagellar 1. Gene Ontology annotation, biological process: regulation of cytoskeleton organization. The coding region runs from base 526 to 1221 and encodes 231 amino acids. Gene Ontology annotation, molecular function: microtubule binding. Gene Ontology annotation, cellular component: axoneme. The transcript has 7 exons. NCBI's taxonomy places the organism in Eukaryota, Metazoa, Chordata, Mammalia, Lagomorpha, Ochotonidae. The record is from RefSeq and is a predicted model, not a curated record.
GAGCCUUGAAGAGGGAGCCCCCAGGAAGUGCUGUCACACAGCCAGGUAGUAUGUUAUUAGCAAUGAACCCUGAGGGAGGACAGGCAAACACUGGGUGCUGCCUUCUUUGCUAGUGAGGGCUCAACGGCAUGAGGAUAUUAUUUAUGCAAGGAUGCAAGGUGUCGCCUCGACCUCAGUGGGUCCCAGAAAGGGUGGUCAGCACGUGAUGCGGGCUACAGGUCAUAUCUUCCUGAGAAGGUGGGAAGGACACCUAUCUAACUUUUUUCAAAGCUGGGACCUGGAAGGACCGUAGCGGGGGUGGGGGCAAACUACAACUCCCAGAAGGCACUGCUCCCAGGCGAGUCGGGAGUGGUUGCCAUGGUUUCAGAAAACAAUAUGGCCGCUCCCAGCUGGGACGCGAGUCUCCCGGUGAGACGGAGACGCGGAUCCUGGCGUCUGCCGUAGGAAGAAAAGGAGCGCUUGGGGGGUGGUGAGGCGGAGGUCUGGGCGCUGCACGGGAACGGCCUGGCCUUGGCGAAGCUGCCAAUGGCGACCAGCGUGGACGAGGAAGCGCUGCACCAGCUGUACCUGUGGGUCGACAACAUCCCUCUGUCCCGACCCAAGCGAAACCUCUCCCGGGACUUCAGUGAUGGAGUCCUGGUUGCAGAGGUCAUCAAGUUUUACUUUCCCAAGAUGGUGGAGAUGCACAAUUAUGUCCCUGCCAACUCUCUCCAGCAGAAACUCAGCAACUGGGGUCACCUAAACAGGAAGGUGCUGCACAAACUGAACUUUUCGGUCCCUGACGACGUAAUGCGCAAGAUUGCACAGUGCGCCCCGGGCGUGGUGGAGCUGGUACUCAUCCCACUGAGGCAGCGCCUGGAGGAACGGCAGAGGCGCAGGAAGCAGGGCUCUGGCUCCUUACAGGAGCUGGCACCCCAGGAUGGCAGCAGCUACAUGGAUGUGGGUUUGUCACAGAAAGCUCAAAGGGAGAGUGUCGCAGACCCCCAGGGAGGGGCACAGCUCAGGGGGACCCAGCCUCCAGGACAGGGCCAGGCACUGCAGAGCAACCCCAACUUUGUCCUCCAAAUCGCGGAAAAGGAGCAGGAGCUGUUGGCCUCGCAGGAGACUGUGCAGGUCCUGCAGAUGAAGGUGAGGCGUUUAGAGCACCUGCUGCAGCUCAAGAACGUGCGCAUAGAGGACCUCUCCCGGCGGCUUCAGCAGGCUGAGCGUAAGCAGCGGUGAGCGGCUGCCGUGGGACAUGGCGGGGGCUGCUCCCCGACUGGCCCCCACCAAAGCCCAACAGACGCAGCCACAGGGAGACCAAGGAUUGGGAGGGUCGAGCCUCCCUGGGGGAGCCAGCACUUUCCUCCCUUGGAAUGGUGUGU